AACAGGAAAUCAUUAACCACUUGGAUGAAACUCUGUUCUAACUGGCAUGGAAAGAACUUCGUGCGACUGACCACCAACAUUCUAAAAAGAAAAAGAUGCACAUAAGAGCAACAUUUAAAACAAAAGAAAGCUGAUUGUUUCAUUGUUUCAAAGAUUCUCGAGUGUUGAAAUAAAUUAUGAGCUGGUGUGAGACUCAGGACAAAAUUGCUAGCCUACAUAGGUCAUCAUGACCAAUCCAAACAGUUGCUCGAUCGGUGCUAAAAUUCUUGAAAAUCCAGCUUGAGCAAGAAGUUUAGCAUCAGUACUUUCUGUCCGUCCCGACAAGAUAUUUGAUUGGGUUGUAGCCCACCUGAUUGAACAAAGAAAAGGAAACCCAAAAGCGGAUUGACUUCUCAUUCGCAUGCGUUUUGAUGAUUUUCUACUGGGCCAAUGACACCGAUCUAGCUACUUUUUUAAUUGUAGAUUAAAAUGGAGUUAUAUUCCCAGCUAGCUUAGCUUAUUUGUAGGAAAAAUAAUCUAGAACAAGCCAUGCAAAAGAUGUUUUUUUUCUCACUGAGUUGUCAUGUCAUCUGUCUAUCGCUCUCGAAGUGGGUUGUGGUGGUUGACGUUGAGGAAGCAUUAUAAUUAUUUGGUCCGCCAAUAUAAUCGACUAGAAAAAGCAGCUGUCACCUGUUAUUAAUAUUGUUUAUUAGUGCAACAAAUCAAUUAAUUAAUUACUUUUUAAAUUUGUCCCAUGGUAUAUAUGCAUUACAAUUACAGUAUAAAAAAUAGAUGAUACGUACACAUUUGUGAUGACAAAUCCCCGAUCGAAUCAUUUAUAAUUUAUUAGAAAGAGGAGAUGUUGCAUUAUUACAUAGUUGGAUGGGCUACAUGUAUGGUGGGUGACUGUUAAGGGCAAAGUUAUCCCUGCAAAGACUUUCAGCUUACCAACCUCACAGUAAAAGGAUUUGAGCAGCUCCACAUAACAAACUCUGUAAUACAGACAUUGCAUGCAUGGGUCGUGCUCCUUAGCCUCUGUACAAAACAGAACGUAGCAUUAGCUCUAGAAUAUUCUAUUUGUUGUAGUUAGGGUUGAACAAAAAGCCCGAAAACCUGAAUUGACCUAUUUUUUGAAGUUGCCCGAUCCGAAAAUCCGAACCAUUUGUGAUUAAAAUCAGAAACGAGUAUUACCCGUUACCUGAUUUAAGCAUCUUCUUUGUUUAUUUCUUUUUUGUAUUUUUGGGUUUUCCUUUUGGGUAGUCGAUGUACUCUAUUUUUCUCUGCUAUCAUCAUAUUUUGCAGCAUUCAGGUUGCAUUCGAGUGUCGCACGCAAACCGACAACCCAUGAAGAAUUCCAUCGGAGCCUUGAAGGAGAGCUCUUGGAUGAUAAAUGAAACGACGUAUAAACCCAUGAGUUCCAGAGAAAGUUACUGGGCCUGAGAACACGAUUAAAGAUGCUGGUAGAGUAGGAGAUGGUGGAGAGGGAGUAGGAGAGGGAGACGAAAAGGGUGACAACGAAGUGGUCUUGCUCGAGGCCUUUGUGGAUGAUGUGGGCGUGGAGUUUGUGGAGGUGGAGGGAGGUCUUGCAGGCUCUCUUCUGUUUAUAGUUUUUUCCCCUAUUUUUGCUCUUCAAAACCCGAAAUCUGUAAAUGUAUAAUAUAAUGUCAAACGCCAGCUUAGAUGGAGGACAAAGCGGUGGAGCAGCGCGAGGCAAGGUGGAUAUAGUGGCAGUCAAACCCUAACCCACGUGAAAGAGAAUCCUAACAGAAGGUGGAAGUAGAGAAGUGGGUGAUCUGUAUGCAGGUUCAUUUCAAUUUCUUUUGCUUGCUUGGAUUGAAUUCUUGAAACUCAUUUGAGUACUGGGCAGUGGUCUUAGAGAGGGCCCAAAGUUUAGCCAGCCAAGUCGAUGCUCCCAAUAAGAAGAAGAAUUCGGGUAAUUGGUAAUCUCCUAAUUGGUAUGAAACAUAUUCGGGUCGGGUCGGAAAUUGGUAUUUCCAGGUCGGUGAACUCCCCUAGUUGUAGCUCAUAUCUAUAAAAAGGCCAUCAUGUAUUAGCAUUAUUUGAAUCAAUGAAAUACAUACAAAUUCAUAACUGCAACAUGGUAUCAGAGACCUAAAGGACUAAACGUCCAUGGCUUCCGCAUGUGAUUCCACUUCUCCCACCCUUCCUCACCCAAACUUCUCUCACGCCAUUUCUUUCAAGCUCACCGCUGAUAACUACUUGUUAUGGAAGGUGCAACUAGUAUCUUACUUUUGUGGCCAAUGCCUUUAUAGGUACGUUGAUGGUACCUGCCCUUCACCCAAACUUGAGCUCGAUGAUAACACCCCAAACCUUGCUCACGAUAUAUGGUUCCAAUAGGACCAGCUAGUUAUGUCCGCCCUCAUUUCUUCCCUCUCUGACUACCUCAUCUCCCAAGUGGUUGGUUGUGAUUCUGCUCGAGCCGUCUGGCUUUCAUGGCUGCAUUUGGUCGACCUUUACCUCCUGCCGAGUUUGUUCCUUACCUUUUCACUUGCCUUGGCUUGAAUUAUGAUGCCCUUGUUUCUUUUGUCACUACUCAGCUUGAACCCAUUUCUCCUAUGGAACUGCUUGGCCACUUACUGGCCCAUGAAGCACAUUUGCUUCAUCACUUAGAUAUGUGUACCUUCCCUAUGGAAGCUUUUGCCAAUCUUACAACAAACUCUUCCCUUACUUCAAUUGGCCGAGGGCCUCGUAGUGGUCAAAGUUCAUAUAUGGAUGCAAUGGUGGUUGUUUUUAAUCACAUCGUGGUCGUGCUAGCACUACAGGACUGCAAAUUGGGGAAGAUGCUUCUUCACGAGACAACAAAUGAUGGUUUAUACUCCUUCUCACAAUUGGCUCCAUCACCAUCAGCUCAAACCAAUCUUCUCUCGGUUCCUCUAUGGCACUCAAGACUUGGCCAUCCUUCCAUCAAACUUAUUACCUAUAUCCUUCAGCAACAUAAUUUACCUUAUCAGUAUACUGUAACUCCUUUUUGUAAUGCAUGUGCUUAGGAUAAACACCAUCAGUUUCUAACUUAUAAAUGUCUACAUAAAUCCAAUGCUCCUUUUCAACUUA
This is a messenger RNA of Carya illinoinensis, 3051 nucleotides long. RefSeq lists its product as uncharacterized. The transcript is spliced from 2 exons. Lineage: Eukaryota; Viridiplantae; Streptophyta; Magnoliopsida; Fagales; Juglandaceae. Bases 2433 to 2987 code for a protein of 184 amino acids. The record is from RefSeq and is a predicted model, not a curated record.